Messenger RNA from Leptopilina heterotoma, 5052 nucleotides. RefSeq names its product vascular endothelial growth factor receptor 1 (gene Pvr). The record is from RefSeq and is a predicted model, not a curated record. Gene Ontology annotation, cellular component: signaling receptor complex. Bases 323 to 4609 code for a protein of 1428 amino acids. NCBI's taxonomy places the organism in Eukaryota, Metazoa, Arthropoda, Insecta, Hymenoptera, Figitidae. Gene Ontology annotation, molecular function: transmembrane receptor protein tyrosine kinase activity; ATP binding. The transcript is spliced from 23 exons. Gene Ontology annotation, biological process: positive regulation of kinase activity; protein phosphorylation; multicellular organism development.
UAUGGUUAGUCAGAAAGUGAUCGUCGAACGUGUGGAUUCACGACGAUCGGCUUUUUUAAUGUUUUUAUUAUUAUUAUUAUUAUUAUUUUCUUUUUCGGUAAAGAAAAUAUUUACUCUUAAUUUAUAUUAUGUGAAUUUAAUUACGCGAGAAAAAUUAAUGACAACUUGAAAGAUUAUUUUUGUAAUUUUCUUUUCUCGUGAGUGUAUGUCUGCGUGUGGAAUAAUUUUGUUUGUCAUUUUAUUGUGAGAAUGUUUUGGUGUAUUUGGUGGUAUGUUAAAGUGAAGUGAAAUUUGUGGAUUUAAUAAUAAUAAAAAAAAAAAAAUGGGACAAACCUGUCCCUUUGGAUUACUUUUCUUCAUCUUCAUUUUAUACUCAGGUUCAUUGGCAUUUAAACCAAUAUUAAAUCCCUCGGCAGAGGAAAUCAUUAUAAGCGAAGGUGAAUUAUUGGAACUGAAUUGUACAAGCGGUACACCAAUAAUUUUCGUUUAUCCUCACGAACUCGUAAAUAUUGAGACUUCAGACGCAACUUUAUCGACAAUCAUUGAUCCAGAUGGGAAUUUCAUUAUCAAUUUUCGGCGAUUGUCAGCCGUUUCCGGUGACACUGGGUGGUAUGGCUGUGCAGAAGAGGAUGUUGGUUUCCCUAGCAAGCAAGAUAUGGGUUACCACGCUCAAUUCUCCUGGACUUAUGUUUACGUAAAAUCUGGCGAUCAGUUACUAGUAGCGGAUUUAGAAUUGGAGGUUCUGCAUGCAACUUCAGGGUACGAUGAAAUUAUUCCCUGUCGUCCUACAGCACCUGAUUUGAAGGUUACGAUAUCAGUUAUUGGUGAUUCGGUUUAUGAAAAAAUACAAGAUACAUUCAAUCCGAAGGUUGGAUUUAUCCUCAAAAAUCCCAAAGUCAUUGACAGCAAUCAAUAUGAAUGUACUGCAACACGUGAAGAUGGUUACAGUCAAACGAUUGAUGUCUAUUUAAUGGUCACAACACCACCUCUAAUAGAAGAUUUAAAAAUUUCUCCCGUACGACCUCGAUAUGUGAUUCAGGGGCAAAAUUUAAGUGUCAAUUGUACAGCAACUUUAACGAAAGGAGGACCCUUUACUGUUCGUUGGUUCGGACCUCCUAAUAGGACUUUGAUUCAAAAUGACCCAAGGAGACCGGUUAAAAAUUACACGAAUCACUUGGGACUAAGUUCAUGGAAGUACACUGUAGAAUUAAAUAUUCUAAAUUCCACAAAUGAGGAUAAUGGUGUCUACUACUGUGAAACUAAAACAAAUGGUCCAAAGGAGGAAGUUAAGACAUCAAUAGAAAUACAUGAUCCUCGUAUUACUUUUAUCGAAGUGACCAGUGAUGAUCAUUACCGUUAUCACGUGCUGAACGAAACCGAACAUGUGAGAUGGAUAGUGCACAUUCAUGCUCACCCACCACCAACACUUAGAUGGAUGUACAGUUUAGGAAAGAAUGAGAUGCAACCAUUAUACGAAAGAUAUGACGUAUCACAUCAUUCUGAAUAUAAUAUAACAGUGGACCCUGAAUUGACAUUCACGACUUUCUCCAUUAGAAAUUUGAGGUUGGAUCAUUCCGGCAAUUAUACACUGGAAGUUUCAAAUCAACAUGGAAAUAAGUCCAUCACAUUUUCACUCUAUGUUAGAAUGAGGCCAAGAAAUAAUAUUAAAGUACACGCGUAUUACGCUCCAAAUCAAUUAGUCGAGAUAAGAAAUGAAGUGGACGCAUAUCCAGCGAGCAAUGUGACCUGGAGUUAUCUUAAUUGUCCUCAUUAUCCAUCUCGACUUGGUUGUUUUGCCGAAUACAUUUUGGAGUGGACUUUAACUGAAGAGUCACCUAUUAGGUAUGAGACAAUAGUGAAAUUUCAUGUUAAAAUGACUGGUAUUAUUACAUGCGUUGCUUGCAAUGAAGUUGGUUGUGAAACGGCACGUGAAGUUAUUUUUGUUUCUGAUGGAAGUAAUGGUGUCGGAGUAAUAAUUCCUGAGAGUCAAAUGACAGUUGGAGAUGACUUGGAACUAAUUUGUUUCGCAUCCAUUUAUAACUAUACUAAUAAUUUAAGAUGGCAAAUUGACGAACAAAAUAUUAUUGAAAACGACAGGGUGAAAGUAAUUGUCGAAACAACUCAGUUUACACAUCGUUCAACGUUGUCAAUAAAAAAUUUACAAAAAUCGGAUGCGACUGAAUAUACAUGCGUGGCGACUGCUAACGAUUUCAACGAAUAUAGGGAAUACUAUAUUCUGAAUUUAGCUGAUCCGAAACCAGCGAAAAUUAUCGAAUCAAACAUGAACGGUACGGAAGUAACUUUCGAUUUAAAUAUUCUGGGUCACAAUACAAUAAGUUUAACUUGUGCUGCCACUGGAACACCUAAACCUAAUGUCACGUGGUACAAGGAUGGCAAUUUACUUGAAAGAAACAAUCAGUAUUUUUUUACUCGAAGUAAACAGGAAUUAAAUAUAAAAUAUCUCGAUGAAGGCGACAGUGGCAAAUAUUUGUGUCGUGCUGAAAAUCGUUUUGCUAAAGAGGAAAGAUUUCUUAUGUUCAUUGUCGUUGGAAAAGAAUUGCCAAAGACUUGGAUUAUUGCUGGCUGUGGUGUAUUAAUUGUUUGCUGUAUACUCACUAUUAUUUAUUGCAUCAAAUUCAGGAGAGAAAGGGUAAUGAGAAAGCAGUUGAUGGAGGCUGGAUUGACUCAUUUUGAAGAAGGAGCACUUGAAUGUUUAAAUCCUGACCUAACACUCGAAGAUCAAGCGGAGCAUCUUCCUUACGACAAAAAAUAUGAAUUUCCACGAGAGAAAUUGGAUCUUGGAAAGCAAUUGGGCAGCGGAGCGUUUGGCGUUGUGAGAAAAGCGCGUGCGCGGGGAAUUUUGGAAAAUGAAGAUGUCACCACUGUUGCUGUGAAAAUGGUGAAACGAACAAUUGAUCCAACUUAUAUAAAAGCACUCGUCAGCGAACUUAAAAUUAUGAUUCAUCUUGGAAAGCAUCUCAAUGUUGUUAAUCUCCUCGGUGCUUGUACAAAAAAUAUUUCCAAAAGUGAACUUUUAGUCAUUGUGGAGUACUGCCAUUUUGGAAAUCUACACAAUUACCUUCUUCGACAUAGAGGCGAUUUUAUAGAUCAAAUUGAUCCUACUACAGGGAAAUUGGAUGUUAAUAUUGGUCAGGAUAUUUUAUCCAAAGUCAAUAAUUACGAUGAUGUAAACAGGGUAAAAUAUGCUGCAUUGUCUUUUUCUCCUAGUCAUAGCAAUAAUUCGGAUAAUACUCCUCGACCUGGCGUUGAAUCAGUGACUUACACUCAAGACUCGCAGGGGGUUACUUUAGCAACAGGAGAAAUUAGUAUGAGCAAUACCUCCUCUCAACCAGAUUGGAGGACCAAUUAUCGCGGUGAUUACAAAGAUAAGAACUUAAGACCCAUCUGUACACAGGAUUUAACAUCCUGGGCUUUUCAGGUCGCACGUGGAAUGGAAUAUCUCUCUGAUCGUAAAGUCUUGCAUGGAGAUCUUGCGGCCAGAAAUAUUCUAUUGGCUGAAAAUAAUAUUGUGAAAAUUUGUGAUUUUGGUUUAGCGAAAACAAUGUACAAGGAUAAUAAUUAUAAGAAGAAGGGCGAUGCUCUAUUGCCGAUAAAAUGGAUGGCGAUUGAAUCCAUUCGCGAUAGGGUAUUUUCCACGCAGUCAGAUGUUUGGUCCUUUGGCAUUGUGUUGUGGGAAUUUUUCACAUUAGCACAAACACCAUACUACAGUAUUGACGCUGAGACGCAAUAUCAUAAACUAAUGGAUGGUUACCGAUUGGAACAACCUGAAUAUGCUACAAAAGAAAUGUAUGAUAUUAUGCUGCUCUGUUGGACUGACAGACCAAUUUUACGACCGUCAUUUUCGGAACUAGUCGAUUCCAUUGGUGAUCUAUUGGGGGAAAGUGUGAAGCAGCACUAUAUGGAUCUGAACACACCCUAUCUGCACAUGAAUACAACGGCCCUGGAGGGAAGGAACGACUACCUAAAAAUGAUGGCAGCACCCGAUCAUACACUACUCUCAUCUCCAAGCCACGAUUACGUGAAUGCCCCAAGUAUCGGAGGACGUGGAGAUUCCGCCUACCUCAGUAUGAGUCCUUCCGGCAAGGACGACAUCAUGAUCAACAGUCCAGGACCUGACUUCAAUCACACACACUUUCGAUUUCCAACUCCAGUUAAUAAUAAGUCUGAUUCGGAACCGGAGGAAAUUGUCGAAUCCUCACCAAUGCUCCAGGAUGAUGACGAUGAUGAUCCCUACCUCAAGCCAAUAAAUAUUCACGAACAACGAGCAAGAUUCGUCAAGGAGCAACAAUCCCGAAGGAGGAAACCCGAAAAACCCGAUCCCAAUUUAGGCUACUGUAAUACUUCCACCAUUGGAAGUAUCGCUCGAUCAGUGGACGAUGAAAAAGAAGACGAAGUUGAUUAUCAGGAGAGGAAAAACGGUAAUACAGUAGUGCCAUCGAUUAUACGCACCCAGGACAAUUAUGUCAAUAUGCCGAAGCAAAAAAGUGAUUUACGAAAGGAUCUUCCGGCCGGUACGUCUGUUCAAUCAUUCUCUAAUCCAAGUUACAUUUUUAUGGAUCAGAAGGACAACGACGAAGUUGAUGUUUAAAUAACCCCCUUCCUUUAAAUAAUGUGCCAUCCUAAAAAAUUUAUUUUUUAAGAUUCCUUUAUUUAACUUGACAAUGUUUCGACAACUUGAAGAGUGGCUGUGAAUGUUUAUGGAUAGUGAAACGCCCCAUUUGACAUUAAAAAAAAAAUCACAUUCGUCAAUCCCACCGAACAGAAAUCGAAAUUAAUUAAUUGACUUUUAGUUAAUUUAGAAAAUAAAAUAAUGAAGACUGCUGAAAUAUCAUUUGGAAAUAAAAUAAGGCCAAAGAUUUGUUCAUAAAUCGAAAAGAAAUUACUCAUGAGUAAUUUCUCAUGAUAUAGAAAAAAAUUCUUGAUCAACAAACUGGGUUUUCACUUUUUCAUGUAAGUGACAAAACAAAAAUUGGAGUACUUAAACUUUUUUAUUAUACAGAUUGAGAUUUAUUGACAAAUAAAUUUUAAAAA